Hylaeus anthracinus is the source of this 3383-nucleotide messenger RNA. Its product is annotated as terminal nucleotidyltransferase 5C. Gene Ontology annotation, molecular function: poly(A) RNA polymerase activity; RNA binding. NCBI's taxonomy places the organism in Eukaryota, Metazoa, Arthropoda, Insecta, Hymenoptera, Colletidae. Gene Ontology annotation, biological process: mRNA stabilization. The record is from RefSeq and is a predicted model, not a curated record. Bases 683 to 1960 code for a protein of 425 amino acids. The transcript has 2 exons.
UCAGUGUCAAUUGGUUCGCCGCGGCGACUUGUUCUCUCAGUCGUCGACGUGUAAACCGGUCCCCGUUGAUUCGUAACGUUUUUCUCUUCGUCGUCGGUCCGUAACUGAUCGGCAACGGUACGUUCGUAUAUUCCCCGCUCGACCUUGUGUGUUUACCAUCUACAUCGAGACGGUUACGACGAUGAACACGUAGGAUCGAAGUCGAUCGGAAACAGGCAACUUCGAUACGAUUCGUUCGCGUCUGCCCGUCCAACGACGACGGGCAGCAGCCAAUCUCGUCCAUCACUAAGAAGUUUAUUGUUGGUGGUCGCUAUCGAGAAGAGCUAUCACGAAACGCGUCUGUUUGUGACGAUUUCGUGCAGUGCAACCGUCGAGCGUGAGACUAACCGCCGAGGAACGUAAUUAAACGUUGCUUCUCGUCGAUUCUGUUCUCUGGUUCGGUUCGGUUCGGUAGCCGGUCGAAACGUCACGUGCCGGUGCCGGACGAGCAUCGUAUGCGAGGGCAGAUCAUACAGUGGACACAGGAGAACGCUGGGAUCGGAUACAUGUAACCGUGCUUCUACACCGGUGAUCAACGCUUGUGAGACGUGACGUGUUACCGCGUCCCGACGACAUCGAGAAGAGGCUCUUACACGAUUGUGGCUCCCUGGAGAUCGGCGAGGAACGCCAGCGUCGGGUCGCUAUGAUGGAGUCCUUGUGCCAGGUGAACGGCACCAAGACCAAUGGCGGGAACGAGAACAACAGCAGCAACACCAACUCUAAUAACAACCCGGACUGUCCAGAUCCCCAGCAGAGGCUGGCGGUGCUCAGCUUCGAGCAGGUCCGUCGUCUGAACGAUGUGAUGAACGAGGUGGUCUGCAUCCACGGUAGAGGCAACUUCCCCACUCUGGAGGUGCGACUCAGGGACCUGGUGACCGUGGUUCGCAGCAAAUUAGAGUCCGAUCCCAGCAACGGCGGUGCUGGGAUGAGGGUACGCGACAUACGUCUGAACGGAGGAGCCGCCUCUCACGUUCUCGCGACAGAGUCCCAACCGUACAACGAUCUGGAUCUGAUCUUCGCCGUGGAAUUGUCCAGCGGACGAAACUACGACAAGGUGAAGGCCGCGGUGCUGGGCUCCCUGUUCGACCUGUUGCCCGAAGGCGUCAGUCGCAAACGCAUCACCACCUGCAGCCUGAAGGAAGCCUAUGUAAGCAAGAUGGUGAAAGUGAACAACGACGGCGACAGGUGGUCGUUGAUCUCCCUAGGUAACUCCCGCGGUCACAGGAACGUCGAGUUGAAAUUCGUCGAUUCUAUGAGGCGGCAAUUCGAGUUCUCCGUGGACUCUUUUCAAAUAGUACUCGACUCCCUGUUGUUGUUCUACGAGUGCAGCAAGCUGCCCAUCGGCGAGAACUUCUAUCCCACCGUGGUCGGCGAGUCCGUCUACGGAGACUUCCAGGAAGCCCUUUAUCAUCUACACAAGAAACUGAUUUCGACGAGGCAUCCGGAGGAGAUACGCGGCGGCGGUCUGCUCAAGUACUGCAAUCUCCUCGUGAAGAUGUACAAACCCUCCCAACCCGACUACAUCAAGACCCUCGAACGGUAUAUGUGCUCGAGAUUCUUCAUCGACUUUCCUGACAUCAGCCAACAACGCGCCAAGCUGGAAAACUACCUGUGGAACCACUUCGUGGGACCCGAAGAGGAGGCUCUGAAAUACCAAUACCUGCUACUACUCCAUAACGUCGUGGAGGAGUCCACCGUGUGCCUGAUGGGCCACGAAAGACGACAGACGCUCGCGUUGAUCGACAGUCUAGCUUACCAGGUCCUCUACCAGGAACAGCAGCAACGGCUCACCAGCCAUCAACAAGCGCCACCCGGUCCCCCGGCCACCUACGUCUACGCGAACGGAUACUACUACACUCCCGUGAUACCCACCGCGUGUUACACGUGCACCUGUAACUCGUGGAUGGCGUGUUCGUCGUGAUGCGACCCAGACGCCAACGCCAUCGUCGCCGCUAGCGCAGCCAUCACCACCGCUACGACUACGACCACCCACGCCGAAAUCGCCAGCUCCAAGGGCAGACGUCCACGGCAACCACGCCAUCGUCUCCUCGAGGACGUAACGUCGACCUUGGCCGGCUGCCGACCUUGCGACGCGAUCCUCAGUUGACGCUCGGAGCGGUCCAGCGCUAAGCACACCCAGAGCGUGACGAGGCAGCUCGUCGCGACGGAAGAGAAACAAGCUUUUGAGUAACGGUGCGCGUGUUAUCAUCCGUUGUCGUCGUGGAUCGGUGACAGUGACCAGGGUCGAAAGGAAGACUGACCGCCGAGGGGAGAGAGACGGGAGGGGACGCGAUAUUCCCCCGCCUAGGGCGUCCGUGGUCUCUAUUUCCUCUCGGACGCGGUGGACGAACGCUCAGACGUCGCGAGGGAGGACCAAACGCGACGGUACCUUGCUACGGUCGCAGGGGAUGAUCAACUGAGAGACUACAAGACUCCAAGCGAAAACGAAUACAAAGUAACAAUUGUGUUGUGUGCCUAGCAUUCGAGAGACAGAAACGGGAACGCAUAUUAUAUCGUAGGCGGGGUAUUCGAAGCGGGGACCUUCUUCCUGGAUCGAUUUCUGACGAUACGAAUCAGAAAAUUCAUCGUUUCUCUCUCUGAGUCUUUGUCGACGAGAUAUUUUUCCACGAUCCUCGGCCGAUUACAUAAUAAACAGGAGUGUUAAGCUGCUUUAACCGAUAUCCUCCAGCACCGACGGUUUAGGUGGCGAAAGGACAGAGAACCUUCGCGCUUAAAUUUCACAUCAGGAGUCGUUCGAUGGGAGAAGGUUCUAUAUUUUCGUCGAUACCCCAUGUACACACGUAGACGCGCGAAUAACGGGGAUCCUCCGAGAAGACUCCGGUGGUUGUUCGCGGCGAGAGACUGCGCGCGCGUUUUUCGGGGCACGCUGCUGCGUGCCCGGAGUUUACGGGACACAGUGGCGCCGCCAAGCGGUGGCGUCACUGUACCGCGAGUCUUUCCAAACGGAACGGAGGAUCCACGGGUUAGAAGAGGAACAACGAAGGACGGGAAGGAAACGGGCGACUCGAUGGAGCACGACUCGCGAGAGAAUCACGACUGAAAACUCACGGAAGCGUCUCACCGGGGCGCUCCGGUCGCCUCCCCUAACUUUCUUUUCCAGAAACAGAAAACAAAAAACGAAAAAAAAAACGUAAAAAAAAAAGAUGAUAAACAAAUAAAUAAAAUAAAACACGAGAACGUUUCGAGGACGCGUACCCCGAGUAAAUAGAUAAGAAACGAAGGUAGUGGUGAAUCGCGGAUAGAUGAGAGAGAGAGAGAGAGAGAGAGAGAGAGAGAGAGAAAUAUGGAGAGAAAAAAAAAUCGAAAAAGAAAAAAAAUGAAAA